ACUGGUAAGUCUACAACCCCCCGUGGGAACGCGUCAUGAUGUUGUCCACCCCGAGGAACGUUAUUAUACUGUGGCCAAGUAAAGAGUCCAGUUUGUGAUAAAAUGUGUCUCUUCUUGGUGCUCACUCUUACCCUCUGUGUUAGUGGGUCAAAAAAACCCAAUAACACAGGGGUUGAAGAACAACCCGUUAUAGCCCGAGGUAAACUGCUGGCUCCCAGUGUGGUCGGAUGAGGCAUAAAGAAAAUGCCUGAGCUUCACCAUUUCCUGAUGGAGCGAUGGGCGUUAUACCACAACCUGGAAUAUGAUUCAUCGGAGGAGAAGAAUCCUCGUCUGAUAUUCUACAACGAGAAAGACAAGGUUGUAAAGACGGUUCCUGUGAAGAAAAUGAAGGCAGACGAGAUCAGCAGCCUGUUAGAUUCUCUAGGUUUCUACAAGAGGUCCCAGAAAGGGGAAGAGGUGCCAGAAGAGUUUCAGCACUUUCCCCUGAACGCCCCUAGAGACGAGCUGUGACGACAUCUGGUGGUUAAACUCUGCUACUGCACCCUAGUCACAUUAUGACGAGUUGGGCCCAAAGGCCAAAAACAAAGUCAGGCCCAUUUCUGAGGACACGCUGACUGUGUGCAGCAUGCAGCAUUUUAACUCAAACCAAGUCUGUGUCACCCUGUUUGUAAAUGUGAUAUUAAAAAUAUAACGCAAUACUAAAAUACCCUC
Molecule: messenger RNA, 711 nt
Organism: Thalassophryne amazonica
Lineage: Eukaryota; Metazoa; Chordata; Actinopteri; Batrachoidiformes; Batrachoididae
Gene: selenoe
Product: selenoprotein e
Exons: 4
Source: RefSeq, a predicted model, not a curated record